AUGCAACUCUGCCCCACAGACCCAGUUCUCAAGGCUCUUCGGCUGAAAACGGACUCGCCUCGUCGGGCUCGAAGCUUUCCCGAACCAAGUUCAAACACUCGUGAGGCUAAAAGGUGUCGACGCUCGAGUGAUGUUCCUGGUACCAAUGAGGAGCUCUUGUUAGCCCUCACAGGGCCUAGAAGCCUCUCACGUGGGCGACCACGAGACCCCAACAACAUCCCGCUUACAGCAGCGCAUGAACUUCGGAUGCUGAGGGCUCAAGUGGCGAGCAUGGAGGAAGAGCUGGUAGGUCUGCAGUCCAAGUGGUCGAAGCAGCUACCUGAAGAGCGCGUUCUGGCUGCAGCUCUCCGAUCAGCUCAAGAGAAGCACGCAACGGACCUAGCUGAGAGAGCGCACAAGGAACUCCAGCAGCUCCUUCGACAGCAACAACUCAUGUUCGCUACACUCCAGACAGCCGUCCUGUGCGCCCCUCUUCACUCCAACGGCAGCGAGAUGUUCGAGGCGCUGCACUUCGACACUCAACUUGGGAGUGACCAUCAGCAGCGCGAGACAAUGCUCACGACACACAACGAGCGGUCUCUCGCUACGCUGCCGUCUAUCAUCGACAAGUUCUCGCAGCUGGCCAUCGACAAGGCGAUGGAGGGACAAGAUGCCACCGAGGAGUCCGUGAUGCCGCUGUCGCAGAUCAACAUCACUGGUGGCCAGGACUGCACACUCAUCUCGAGCGUCUUCAUCUCCGAGAUCCCGCAUACCUCGCUGGAGGAGGUGUACGCUGCCGUGCUGGCGUACUUCGCCGCAAUCCCAACGUCGCUGAAGCGCCACUUCGGAGUUGAAGCGAACCGCACAAGGCUGAACGACGCAGAGUCUAAGGUUGUGUAUCGGCAAUCGACCUUCAAAGGGUCGGGGCUGCCAGCGACUGUGAACAACAUCGUGUGCUCGGAGCUGACGGCGUCACACGGAAUGGUCCACAUCGACGCUGUGACGGACGACCCUCUGCACCCUGUGCCCGAGUCGUCUUCGUCGCAGUACGGCAUCUGCGGGCUCACUAUCACGCCUCGGAAGGAGCCCGUGACGGGCAAGACGUCGAGUAUCACGCUGCGCUGGGUGGUGGUGUAUCGCUACAACAUGUUGCCACACGACCCUGCUAUUCGGAGGGACUUGGAGAUUAUCCGACCCAUUCUGAACGGUGACCUCCUCACUGCCUCCGUGUGCAGUCAUAUCCGCGAGCCGCAGACGCAGUAG
Phytophthora sojae is the source of this 1242-nucleotide messenger RNA. RefSeq lists its product as hypothetical. Bases 1 to 1242 code for a protein of 413 amino acids. The transcript has a single exon. The record is from RefSeq and is a predicted model, not a curated record. NCBI's taxonomy places the organism in Eukaryota, Oomycota, Peronosporomycetes, Peronosporales, Peronosporaceae.